Molecule: messenger RNA, 606 nt
Organism: Talaromyces atroroseus
Lineage: Eukaryota; Fungi; Ascomycota; Eurotiomycetes; Eurotiales; Trichocomaceae
Exons: 1
Coding region: 1-606 (201 amino acids)
Cellular component (GO): U2-type spliceosomal complex; post-mRNA release spliceosomal complex
Source: RefSeq, a predicted model, not a curated record
AUGUCAACGAACAACGCCUCUCUUGAGGCUGCAGCCACAGAGCGCAAAGCCCGACUUGCCAAACUUGCUGCCCUUAAAAGGAAGCAGCCUGAGCCUGAGCCACUAGUCGAAGUUGUUGCAGAAAAGCACGAAUUACCAGCAGAGAAUCAAGAUAUUACGCGGACAUAUCUUUCGGGAAGAAACUACGAUGCUGAAACGCGGGGCCCCAAACUGGGAUUCGACCAGGCUCCAAUAGAAGGACAGAAUACACUCGAGCAACAGGCAGCAGAGAUAGCCAGGACGGCUGCGGAACAAACAAAAAGGGACGAGGAAGCCGAACAGCCUAUGGAUUUAUUCAAACUUCAGCCCAAGAAGCCAAACUGGGAUUUGAAACGUCAUCUAGACGAGAAAAUGCGGGUAUUGAAUGUUAGAACAGAAAAUGCAAUUGCGAGAUUGGUUCGGCAACGGAUUGAGAAUGCACAACGCGAAGAGAAGGCGAAGGCGCGGAACAGAAACGCGGACGAUCAGGGUGAAGACGUUGGGAUUGGAGGAGAGGCGCUGGUCGAAGGUAUCCAUGUUCGCGAACAAGAGGGGGCUGCCGAACGGGAAGACGACGAUCUGAUCUGA